Messenger RNA from Paramecium tetraurelia, 3855 nucleotides. RefSeq lists its product as uncharacterized. The transcript is spliced from 3 exons. NCBI's taxonomy places the organism in Eukaryota, Ciliophora, Oligohymenophorea, Peniculida, Parameciidae. The record is from RefSeq and is a predicted model, not a curated record.
AUGAAGAAAAAUGUUGGAAGUUCUAGUACUCCAAAUUCUAAAAAGAAAUUGACUAUGGAUUUUUAAUAGGAUUAAUCCUAAUAAUAACCAUAAACUAGUUAAUUCAUUUCAAUAGAAGAUCAAUCUCAAGGGGAUUAGCCUAAAAAUGAUGAAUCCAUAAUUAACAAUGAUUUUACUUAAGCUUGCAGCACUAACUUAGUCUAAUAAGAAAAUCAAGACAAUUUAGAUAAUCAAAUGGGAGAUACAAAUGAUGAUGAUGCUAAAAUUAAUGCAGAUUCAAAUAUUGUAAAUUCUGGCGAAACAGAUAAAUUAAAUCUAAUUAACCAUCAAAUUGAAAAUAAUCUAAUCAAUGAGAUUUCAUAAAAUGAAUCAAUCGUUGUGCAAAAUUAAAAUCCAGAUUAAUAUUAAAAUCUAAAAUAAGAAAAAAGUCAAUAUUUUAAUCCCCUAGAAAACGAAGAUACAAUUCAACAGACCAAGAAAGAAAGACAGUAAUUUAGUAAUAAAAAAAAAAUCACUAUUGAAAUAAAUAAUGACGAAAUUGAUAUUUACAAAUAAGAUAUUGAUUCGGCAUAGUAAAUUAAUUCCUAACUCUCUUUGAGACUGCAAUAAGAAUAAACCAAUAAUUUAGUAUAAUAAUAAGAUAUAGAAGGUAGUUUAGAAGAUAAUCAAGAAUAGAAGUUAAUCCAACUAGAAGAUAUUAUCGAAAAUGACCUGAAAAUGUAAACUUAAAUUGCAGAAGGUGAUAGGUAAGAUGUAGAAGUGGAUAAUUGCGAUAAAACAGAAGAAAAUAACUGCCAAGAAUCAAUUGAAGAGGAUACUAAAAAUGUAAAUACUUAAAUCAUUUCUGAAUAAUUACGAUAAAUAGAAAAGGGAUCAUCAGAGCAGGGUGAACAUUUACCUGAUUUGAGCUAAGAAAUAAAAUAGGAUAAUUAAGAAGUAGAAUAAUAAUAAUCAAAUUAAAUAUAGAUAGAGGAUUAUUAGAAUAUUUCUGAGGAGGAGCUUUAGUAGAAUUGUUUUAAAAGGGAAAACUCUUUUGAAAAUGAAAAAAAAGGAGAAUUAGAAUAAUUAGACGAAUUAAUUAAUGAAGAUGCAUCGUAAGAGAUUGUAAAGGCUAAAACUGAUGAAGCAAGCAUUAAUUAACAAGAGAACAACGAAAUUAAAGAAGAUAAUGAAUCUAAAUCUUCUGAUAAAAUUAUAUAAGAAACACAAAAAUCUAUAGAAUAGCCUAAUCUAUUAGAAGAUGAUACAGAAAUGAAAUAAGAAAGUUAAGAUAGAGUUUAAGAAUCUUAGUGUAAUAAAAAGGAAUUAACAACGGAAGUUGAGGAUAACAAAUAAUCUUAAAAUUAAGAUAAGGAUGAAUAACAUAAUUAGGAUGAAAAUUAAGAAAAUAGUUAAUGUGAAAUUUAAUAAAAUAGUUAAAGUGAGGAUGAAUAAAAUAAAUAGGAUGAAUACAAGGGAAAUAGUUAAGGUGAAGAGGAAUAAAAAUAUAGUUAAAAUGAAAAUAGACUCAAUAGUUCAGAUGAUAAAUAAUUCUAAUUCGCUGAUUCAACAGAUUAGAAAAAAUCUAUUAGAGAAAGCAAUCUUUAAAUUAUUUAGGUUGAUGAAGAAAACAGAGAAGAAAAUUAAAUUGAGAUUAAUGAAGAUUAAGGAGAAAGCAAUCUAUCAAAAAUUAAUGAAGUAUGUUUAUAUGAUAAUUUAUUAUCAUAAGAGGAUGAUCCUUCAAAAGAAGUUUAGUAGGAUGAAGAAAUUAUCAUUUAAGCAUAAUUUGAAUAAUUGUAAUUGAGUGAAAAUUUAAUAUAAUCAUAAACUAAAUAAGAAGAAGAAUAAUAGCAAAUCAUAGUUAAAAAUGAGGAGGAAGAAAUCUUUGAUAAGAUCAAUAACUUAGAAUAUUAAGAUAAGGAUAUUAGGGUCUUAAUUGAGGAUCAAAAUAUCUUAUUAGACAAAUAGGAAUCAAAUUAUUAAGAAAUUUUUUCAUAAAAAGAGUUUUAUUAAGAAAGCUAAUAGGAAGUAGAAAAAACAAAUUUAAAUAAUAAUUCUAAUUAAUAACACUCAGAUAAUUCAGAAGAUAUAUGUGAAUAGCUACAGAAACUAACAAUAUAGGACAUUGAGAGUGAGAAUGAGUAAGAAAUUGAUUUAAAUAAUAAUCAUAUUUAAUAAUAAGUGAACUUAGAGGAUAUUGAAACAAACAAAUAAUGUAUCUUCUAAGAAGAUGUUAACCUGCAACUUGAGUAAACAAAGCUACAAAGCGAAAAUAAUUAAGAGGAACAUUAAGAACCAACUUAAUGUGAAGAAGAUUAAGGAUUUUGUAAUAAAGAAAUAAUUGAAGCAGAGAAUAGUCCAAAAAUAGAAUAAAAGACAGUAAUGCUCAAUUUAAAUUGCAAUGAUGAAGAAAUGGAAUAAAUAUAAUAAUAAGCUAAAAAUGUUUUUUAACCAUAAAUUAAUAAUUUUUCUUAAUAAAACGAAAAAAUGGAUUAGGACAUCGAGUAGACUGAAGAUCAUUAGAUGAACUCAAACUCCUAACAAAAUGAAGAGGGAACCCUAAGCAAAAAUUAAUAAGAUUCAGACCUUACAAAUGACUUAAUUAAUAAUCAGCCUGAAUCAAACCAAAAAAAAUAAUCCAUUAAAUUAAUUGACCAUUCCGAACAAAACAAAGACUCUUAGUAAGAGGAAAACAUUUUGAAAUCACAGAAACACGAAGAAAAAUAAGGAGAUGAGCGUCAGAAUGUAACAUUUUCUUCUCAAAAAAAAAGUGAUUCAUAAAAAGAAGGUUACUUUCUUUCUCAAAGCAAAAUCCAAUUUUAUGAGGAUUCUUUAAAUUAGAAUCAAUUUAAUACUAGCUUAUCACAAAAUCAAAAAGAAUACAAUUCUUCAAAAAGUAACGAUCAGACUAAUUUUGAUUUGGGACAUGCAGAAUAAUAUAGGGAUACUUAUUUCAAUUAAAACUCAGACGAUUUACAAGAGUAGAGGAAAUAAAAGAUAAGAGACUUAAAAUAAUAAAUUGAUUAGGCUGAAAGCGAAAUCAUAGAGAAAGAUUAAGAAAUAUAAUAAAAUUAAGAAAUGAUUACUAAUUUUGAAACCUUUGUUUUGGGAAAUACCAAUCCUGAAGAGUUUGAGAAGAUUAUAUUGUCCGAAAGGAAUUUCGAAACCGAAAAUUUAUUGAUUACCCUUUUGAUUAAUAAAUUAAGAGAAUUUAUACAAGAAUUUUAAAAUUCAAUCAUUGAUUUAAUAAAUAGAUUUGAUGGUAAAACAGAAAUAGAGAAAGAUGAAGAAUACGAUAGAGAUAGAGAAACAAAAGAUCAUGAAAAGCAUUUACAAGUGAUCUCUAAUGAGUUCAAGAAAUUUAAACAAAAAAAACAAUAAAAAAAGGAAAUAAACGAUAAUAAAAAUUAAGUUGUUAUUUAAAAUUUGGGUGAAGCUGAUUAGAAAAUAAUCAAUGAAGAACUCAAUACACUCAUUUUCAAUAUUAUUGGAUAAACAAAGUUGUUAAGGGAUAGUUUGUAAAAGAAUUGUUGUCUUCUUGUUAAAUUCAAUUGUGAAGUGUAUAAUGGUCUAUAAGGAAUGUCCAAAAACAUCAAAUAACUUGAAUAAAUUAGAAGGCUAACUAAUUCAGUUAAAUUAACAACUUAACACUACUAAUCUAUUAUUAAUGAUUAAAUUGAUUUGUAAGAGGCUAAGGAUGAUAAUAAUCACAUAUUACUGUUAGAUUUGUUGAAAUAGCUAAUACAUAAACAAGAAUAAGCAUUUUAGUUUCAAUAAUUAUUUACAAAUUAUUUAUCUGAAAGGAUUGAUCUUGUUCAUUAAAGCGAAGAAAAUUUAAGGGAGGAUAUGGCUAAAAGAUUACAAACUUUCAAUUGA